This is a messenger RNA of Anopheles maculipalpis, 1577 nucleotides long. RefSeq names its product cytochrome P450 6d3-like. Bases 34 to 1512 code for a protein of 492 amino acids. The record is from RefSeq and is a predicted model, not a curated record. The transcript has 2 exons. NCBI's taxonomy places the organism in Eukaryota, Metazoa, Arthropoda, Insecta, Diptera, Culicidae. Gene Ontology annotation, molecular function: iron ion binding; monooxygenase activity; heme binding.
CCCACCGUGCUGUGCCGUGCACACUGUGACAUAAUGUUUGUUUAUACGCUUGCGCUUUUUGCUGCCGUAUUGUUCCUGGUGCUGCGGUACAUUUAUUCCCACUGGGAACGGCAUGGACUGCCACACCUGAAGCCGGAGAUUCCUUACGGCAAUAUACGCACCGUUGCGGAAAAGAAGGAAUCAUUCGGAAUCGCCAUCAACAACCUUUACCACCGGUCAUCGGACCGUUUGCUGGGCCUGUACCUGUUCUUCCGGCCCGCUAUCCUCAUCCGUGAUCCACACCUAGCCAAACGUAUCAUGGUGAACGACUUCCAGAACUUUCACGAUCGCGGCGUGUACUGUAACGAACAGCGUGAUCCCUUCUCGGCCAAUCUGUUCGCCCUAGCGGGCCAGCGCUGGAAGAACUUGCGUGCGAAGCUAACGCCAACCUUCACCUCGGGUCAGCUGCGUAACAUGUUGCCCACGCUAAUGGACGUCGGUGGCAAGCUGAUCAAACGGAUGGACAAAGUGGCGGACGAGAAAUCGAUCGUGGACAUGCGUGACAUUGCGUCACGGUUCGUGCUCGACAUCAUUGCUUCCGUGUUCUUCGGAUUCGAAGCGAACUGUAUCCACAACUCGGAAGAUCCGUUCCUGAAGACACUGCGUGCGACGAACCAGCGUCGCAGCUUUGUCGAUAACUUUCGCUCGUCGGGUGUGUUUAUCUGCCCAGGGCUGCUGAAGCUUACCGGUCUUACCUCACUUAACCCGGAGAUAAUCAAGUUCGUGAUGGACAUCAUCACGUACCAGAUCGAUCAUCGCGAGAAGAGUCAGAUCACCCGUAAAGACUUCGUUCAGCUGCUAAUUGAUUUGCGCCGUGAGGCGGGCUCCAACUCCGAGGAGGCGCUCUCCAUCGAACAGUGUGCUGCGAAUGUGUUUCUGUUCUACAUUGCCGGGGCGGAGACGUCUACCGCAACGAUAUCGUUUACGCUGCACGAACUUUCCCACAAUCCGGAAGCGAUGGCGAAAUUGCAGCAAGAAGUAGACGAGAUGAUGGAACGCUACAAUGGCGAAAUUACGUACGACAACAUCAAGGAGAUGAAGUAUUUGGACCUUUGCUUGAAGGAAACGCUCAGGAAGUAUCCGGGCUUGCCGAUAUUGAAUCGAGAGUGUACGAUUGAUUACCGGGUACCGGAUAGCGAUGUCGUAAUUCAGAAAGGAACUCAAGUUAUCAUUCCACUGUUGAGCAUCAGUAUGAAUGAAAAGUACUUCCCAGAUCCGGAACUUUACUCCCCAGAGAGGUUCGAUGAGGCCACGAAGAAUUACGAUCAAGAUGCAUACUAUCCGUUCGGGGCUGGACCACGCAAUUGCAUUGGUCUUCGGCAAGGUGUUCUUGUGUCCAAGAUUGGUCUUGUCCUGUUGCUAUCCAAGUACAACUUCAAAUCGACCACACCAGCAAAAGUGAAGUUUGCAGCGGCAACAGUAGGUCUCACACCCGAGGGAGGUUUCCCGAUGCGAGUGGAGCACAGGAAGUGAAGCGCUUCUCCAUUGAUUGUGAUAAGAUAAGGAUAAGGUUAUAAAUAUAGACUGCGAAUUAGUAU